Molecule: messenger RNA, 2122 nt
Organism: Annulohypoxylon truncatum
Lineage: Eukaryota; Fungi; Ascomycota; Sordariomycetes; Xylariales; Hypoxylaceae
Product: P-loop containing nucleoside triphosphate hydrolase protein
Exons: 1
Coding region: 158-1693 (511 amino acids)
Cellular component (GO): cytoplasm
Molecular function (GO): ATP binding; ATP hydrolysis activity
Source: RefSeq, a predicted model, not a curated record
UGUCUUGAACGGGUCGAGACGCUCAUUCGUAGUUACGUCUGUGAAUGGCAGAACGGAUUGUGUUGCGAAAUACGCUCCUGGAACUACCAUUGUCGAAUUUUCCAAUGACGAUGCAAAGAGUACUGGGGGUAAGUUAGGAGUUAAACCACUCCCAGCCAUGCAGCGUCAAAUAAACGAACUUAAUGAAUUCUUCAACGAUUUCGAUGUUGAGUUUGAAGGAUACACGACACCAACUUAUUCAUGUGGAAUUAUAGUCCAUGGAAGCCAUGGGACGGGAAAAUCAAUGCUACUUGACCAUAUUGCGGCUACGAACUGGGGUAGAGUUGUUCGAGUCGCUUAUAACGAUAAGUAUUCGACAAUUCAGACUUACUUUAAAACAGCGCUCGAGCAGCGUAGUCCAACCAUCAUCUUAAUCGAUGAUAUAACGAAAUUGAUAGGAAAAGAUCAGUCAAACCGACAGGUUAUGGUUGAGACUAUCGGCGAGGGGCUUGAUGCUCUAACAAAUAAGGCACGUCAACAAAAUAGGAGGCCUCAUGUUUUAGUAGUUGCUACCUGUCUCGACUAUCUAAAUGAUAUUCCUCAUGCCCUUCAACGACCUGGUCGGUUUGAAGAGCAUAUCGCGCUCCCCGUUCCGGACGCGCAAGGUCGGAAAGAGAUCAUAAAGCACCACAAGCCGACUUUUUCUGCUGAUGUAUUUGAUCAAUACGUGUCAGACCUUGGCGACCGUACACACGCGUAUACAGGCGCAGAUCUGCGCAAAGUCCUCUACCGGGCUACCAAGGCAUGGAGGAAACGAGUUGGAAGCCCCUCCAAAACACACCCCUUAACGUGGGAUGACGUGGUGAAGGGACUUCAGGAAGUGCGGCCUACCGCUAUGCACGACAUAAAUCUCAAGCCGCCCACCGUGCGCUGGAGCGACAUUGGCGGAUACGAGGAGGUCAAAGUUGCGCUUCAAAGAGUGCUUCGACACCCCACGGGCCCUCGUGCGAAGAUGUCGAAACCGCCAAAAGGCGUGCUCCUCUACGGCCCUCCCGGCUGCUCCAAGACCAUGACGGCGCAGGCCAUGGCCACAGAGUCGGACUUCAACUUCUUCGCCGUCAAGGGUGGCGAGCUGCUCAACAUGUACGUGGGCGAGACCGAGCGCUCCAUCCGCAACCUGUUCAAGCGCGCCCGCGAAGCCAGUCCCAGCAUCAUAUUCUUCGACGAGUUCGACUCGAUCGCAGGGUCGCGCUCGGGCUCUGGUGGUGGCAGUGGUAGUAGUAGCGGCGGCGUCCAAGCCCUCACCACGCUGUUGACGGAAAUGGAUGGGUUCGAACGCAUUGGCGAGGUGUUCGUACUCGCCGCUACUAACAAGCCCGAGCUUCUAGACUCGGCGUUGCGAAGGCCCGGCCGCUUCGACGAGCUCAUCUACGUCCCAUUGCCGGAUGCCAAGGCAAGAGAGGCCAUCUUCACCGCCAAGGCGAGAGAGCUCGGCUUUCCGAUUGAUGUGGAUGCUGCAGAGUUGGCGAGACGUACGGAAGGCUACUCAGGCGCUGAAGUUGCGAGGAUUUGCGACAAGGCGUUCUGGGAUGCGGAGGAUGAGAUGGCGCCUGCGAUGGAGGUUCUAAUCAAGGCGAUUGAGAAGACACCGAGGUUGGUCACGGCGGAUAUGUUAGAGCAUUAUAGGGAAUGGGGUGAGAGGUUUAGAUCGUAAGCUAUAAGUACACAGAGAACAGCAUUUGGAUCUUUGAAGUCUCGACUAAAAGCAUACCUACGAUAUAAAUCCUUGUGGUGCUAACAUGAAAAUGUCAAGGCUCGUUUAAAUCUACCUAGGUAUGCUUAUACCUAUACCGGCUCCAUCAAAUUCAGUGAUACCGAUUUUAUGGUAUCUUGUUUACUAGAGUGUUAAAAUUUCAAUUCAUGAAUACAUGCUAUGAUUAUGGUAGAAGAAAAAAGAACAGCCUUUUCCACAAAACCAGGGCAAAAAGCAGGAAAAAAAGAUCAUUUUGAAAUGAAACCACAGCAUAAACUAUAAGAGUGAAAAGUAAAAGUAAUGAUUUCGUCCAGGCUCGAACUGGAGACCUUCAGUGUGUUAGACUGACGUGAUAACCAACUACACCACGAAACCAUAGAGGCCUUCCCC